Hyaloscypha bicolor E is the source of this 1000-nucleotide messenger RNA. RefSeq lists its product as uncharacterized. NCBI's taxonomy places the organism in Eukaryota, Fungi, Ascomycota, Leotiomycetes, Helotiales, Hyaloscyphaceae. The record is from RefSeq and is a predicted model, not a curated record. Bases 37 to 771 code for a protein of 244 amino acids. The transcript has 2 exons.
AAAACCCUGACUCGAUUUUAGCCUCCCUAGAAAACCAUGCCAUUUCAAAUUACUCCUAUCCUUAUUGCGUUUUUAUGUCAUCUCUUAGCAGCGGAUGCAUCUCCGCCUUGCUAUUGGUCGGAUGGGACCCUUGCGCCAUCAACCAUCCAACCAUGCAACUCCAAUCUCCCCGAGGGUUCCUAUAGCGCCUGUUGCUCACUCGGACGUACUCCUCCAGACGUCUGCUUCAGCAGCGGACUCUGCUUAACGGGUAAUUCUUACACCUCUAACGGCUUGAUUUUCGCGAAUGGAUGUACGGAUCCCACUGGCAAGGACCCUAGUUGCCAGCAAUACUGUACAAAUCGCUCGACUGAAUUCUAUAUCCUCGAUCCAUGCGAAGAUGGUCGGUGGUGCUGCCAAACGGAUGGCGCUUUGUCAAGCUGCUGCAAGAACGGGCAAGGAUCAUUCACGCUGCUACCUGGGACAAUUAUGUUUCCUUCUGCAGCUACAUCAGGUGGACAAUCUCCCACGCAAAUAACCACCUCCACACAAAUCAUCAGCACAUGUUCAAGCUCGCCACUACCUUCACAGUGCCCUCAGGAUAAAAGCACCAUCGUGGGUGCUUCUGUCGGCGCCACUUUAGGCAGCGCAUUUGUGGCAUCCCUUCUAGCUAUUUGGUUCAUAUUAUGGCGCCAACGUAGGCACCAGUUACAAGCACAAUUCCCCAUUAGUGUCGCACCACAAGGAGCCUUAGGCCCCGCAGAGAUGGACUCUGUCCCUGGUAAAGCAUGACAAUCUUCAUUGACACAGAGAUCACACCCUCCCGAAAUCGACGGGCGGCAGAUCAUCGGGAAUAUUCCCGCUCUAACGUGAACAUCAUGAGGGGUGUGACUUUAGUUGAGGUUAACAUGUGCUAGUCUGGCUUUGAAGUUGUCAACUUCAAGAAUAUGAAAUGCUUCUCCUUGAUGGAAACCGUUAGAACUUUAUUAUGGAAUUCCUUUGGGCAUUUGUUCUAUUCGUG